CUUGGCUAAGACGCAGUAUUGCUAUGGAUAUGACGAUACUUUGAUGAGAAACGUCGAGGCAUUACAUUUGACAUCUACCAUGUUUUUCUUGGAAACGACAUCUGCUUCCGCCGGAGAUGCGAGAGAAGAAUCAUCGUUCGAUUCCGAGACGAGUUUAUCCCUUACGGCUCUCACCGUAGAAGAUGCGAUUUAUAAAGGAGAAGGAAACGCCAAUAUCGUUGUCGCCCUACCACACGAGCGCACGGUAAUACGAUUCCGGAAGUCAUUACCAGGCGAGGUUUCACCGGAUGGCGGCAGAACACGCGUGCAGCGAGAGGUGGGGUACGCCAGGAACGUGGUUUCCUGUUUUUUGGGCUCUUACGUGCAGAUCCCCGAAAUUGUUCGUUACGAUGCGGCCGAUAUAGCCAAAUUGUCGGAUGCCGUCCGCCCUCUCCGACCAGAGGUACGCCGGUAUAAGGAAAUCACGGACACGUACGCCACGAAGUUUCCUGAUUAUACGCUUUUGGACUUGCAAAUGGAACUUGAUCAAACCGUCUUCCGAAGCCGCUCAACAUUUUGCGUGGAGAUAAAGCCGAAGCAGGGAUAUUUACGAGAGGCGGAGCAAAAGUUUCCUGGAUGUCCGUAUUGUCUCAACCAGUACGCCAAGUUGAGGAGGAAAGACAUUGCUUCUCCCAGCAAUUAUUGCCCGUUUGAUCUGUUCUCUGGAAAGAAGUCGCGCAUGAAAGCCGCCAUGAAGGAGCUUCUGAAAUCGCCACAAAACAAUUUGAAAAUCUUCAAAGACGGCUUCGUCCUCUACAAUCAAACGUCCUCGCCGAACGAUCUCGAGAACGUGCUGGACGAGUGGUUUCGGAAUGCAGAGAGCGGCGGACGAGCUCGCCACGUCGACGAGUUCUGCAAUUUGGUUUGCACCGCCCUUAUGCGGCCUAUCGCCCAAGAGCAGCUGAAACUGCCUACCACCUCUCUUUCACGUAAUUUUCUUGUACUCGCGAAUCAAGUUCCAACGACAUUUUGUAUCGCGCCAGACGCAAUUGCGAGAGUCGAACGGUGCCUUCGCCUCGUGGGAAAGAAGUGCAAUUUUGAUCACAGUGAGUUGCCGAAGAACUCCGUGUUAGAACGAAUAUGGAAUAUGCAGCGAUUGUCCUACGUCAAUACCAAUUAUAUUUACAGCGUUUACUCCAAUUUCACAUCCGUAUUAAAUGAUGAUAUGAUAUAUUCUGACUUGAUAAAAUUAAACAAAACUUGUAAUGUUUUUCACGCUUUACUCGGAAAUCCUAUGAAUGCAGUUCAGAAAACGGAAAUCAUGAAGGAAACAGACUUUCAAACGUUUCUUAAGAGUACUAUUGUACAAAAACAUGAUGACGAUUUUAAUAGAAAUUGUAAUGCUAGUUCAGAAUGUGUUUUAUCUACUAAUACUGGCAGAGUACUUAUGAAUGGUGAUCCUGUAUCGCAAACAGAAAUUAGUUCCAACCUAGAUUCGCACCAAUCAUUUUAUGGAAACAAGAGUCUGCAUAAUCAAAGAACUAGUAAUGAUGACGAACGAAAGGCAAAUGUGCAGAUUACCGCCGAACAUUUGUCAGCGUUGCAAAAUUACCUUUUAUUUGUCGCCGCCAGAGAUUGUUCGAUAUUAAUAACCUUCCGCGAAUUGCAUCCGAAAUAUGCAUCAAGAAUGCCUGUGGAAAAUAUUAUAAAACUUUCAGAUCAACAUUAUUUUUUAAGCAACGUCAGAGUUUCCGAUUUCGACCCAAAAAGCGUUCAUUCCAUCAAAAAACAUCGACAACGAGAUGUGGAUAUUUUUGAUUCUGUGAUUUCUUUGCUAAAAGAAAAUAUUCUUUUUACGAAUAGAUAAUUAUCUGAGAAAAGUGAUACUAGUAACUAUAUAGUAUUUAAUAUUAACGAUAAUGAAUCUAUUUAGCACAGAGGCAACGUUAACUUAAUUAACGAUAUGUUUACCGAUUAUGAAGAAUGUGAUUCUUAUGCGAAUAUAUCUCUGUGCGGCGUUCCGUAGAUUGCAAGAAAGAUAUUGCUGUUAUCAUUCGUCAAUUAGUGUGUUAAAUUGAAUAUCACUUCCACAUGUAUAAUAUAUAAAAUUAUAUAGAUAAGCGAUCU
This is a messenger RNA of Trachymyrmex cornetzi, 2106 nucleotides long. It is a transcript of the gene Ipk1, whose product is annotated as Inositol phosphate kinase 1. Gene Ontology annotation, molecular function: ATP binding; inositol-1,3,4,5,6-pentakisphosphate 2-kinase activity. Bases 44 to 1846 code for a protein of 600 amino acids. Gene Ontology annotation, biological process: inositol phosphate biosynthetic process. The record is from RefSeq and is a predicted model, not a curated record. The transcript is spliced from 8 exons. NCBI's taxonomy places the organism in Eukaryota, Metazoa, Arthropoda, Insecta, Hymenoptera, Formicidae. Gene Ontology annotation, cellular component: nucleus.